Messenger RNA from Oppiella nova, 426 nucleotides. NCBI's taxonomy places the organism in Eukaryota, Metazoa, Arthropoda, Arachnida, Sarcoptiformes, Oppiidae. The record is from the annotation of a GenBank genome assembly.
CAAGUGUUGACUCAAUCACUCAAACAAACACUGAAUUGAAUUGCAUUUCAGGCGAUGUUUUGAUGUUUGAAAAUGUCUUUACAUUCAGCCGUCGAUUGACGAAUAAAUCCAUUUUUAAUCACUAUUUAUAUAUCAAUCGCGUAUUCAUUGACCACCGAAGCGAUGGCUGAACUGAAGAAGUGCGCCAAUGAUUUCAAGUUCUUCGGCAUUAUAGGCGAGGGCUCCUUCUCGACGGUAUAUAUGGCUCGAGAGGUGCAGAGGAGCAAAGAGGUGGCCAUCAAAGUGUGCGAAAAGAAACUGAUCCGCAGGGAGAAGAAGAGUACAGCCAUUCUUCGCGAGAAGAAAUGUCUGCACACUCUGACCACCGCCGAGACCUCUCCCUUCUUCAUACAACUCUUGUGCACAUUUCAAGACGACGAGCGGCUC